ACUGACAAGUUAGAAGUCAAUCUCUGGGGCACUUAAUUUCCAAGAAACUUGCUCAUCGUUCACAACCAAGAAGCCGGCCAAUUUUCAAUGUUUCGAUCGUAUCCAUAUAUAUCAAUAAAGUGUUGUUGACUUCAUCAGUACCAUUAUUGUAGCUUGAGUACAUUUGGAGUGGAGCUGCCGAAGGAAAAUUAAUUAUGGAUGCUGGAGGAGCUGCACUUGGGGCAGGAUUCGGGUUGCUUUUGGAAACUGUAAAAGAAAGUAUUGACAAAACUGUGAUGUUCAAACCCACGUUGAAGAGCAUCAAAGGCACACUAGAAUGUUUGCAGCCUCUGAUCCAAGACAUAAAAGGAUUGAACAUGGAGUUGGAUUUGCCAGAAGGGGAAACAACUGAUUUUGAUUUGGAAAUGAAGCAAGGAGAGAAGCUGGUGGCCAAGUGUUCCAAGGUUAGUCGAUGGAAGUUUUUCAAAAAAAGCCGUUACACAGGCAAGUUGCUAGAACUGGAUCAGACUCUCAAGAGGUUGAUUCGGAUUCUACAGGUGCAGGGAACAAGGGAUACGAAGGAGAAUUUGAAGUUGACGCGGGAGAUCCACACCAGUUUCAUAAGAAACAAUGGAGGCAAUAAUCGAGUGGUGUGUGAUUCGAUUAUAUCGGCCAGAACGUGCGGUGUACCACAGGUUCUCCCUCCGCUUAUUAUGGGAAUGGAUGAGGCUUUGGAGGAAUUAAAGAUGAGACUACUGCUUAAAGAUGGUGCAUCCUUGCUUGUAGUCACUGCUCCUGGAGGUUGUGGGAAGAAGACCCUCUUAGCUCAAAAAUUCUGUCUUGACCAUCAAAGUCCAAGACAUGGAGAACCUUUUUAUAUAUGAUUUUACGAAAUAAUAGCACUGGCAGAUCCUG
Molecule: messenger RNA, 894 nt
Organism: Ziziphus jujuba (common jujube)
Lineage: Eukaryota; Viridiplantae; Streptophyta; Magnoliopsida; Rosales; Rhamnaceae
Product: probable disease resistance protein At5g66900
Exons: 2
Coding region: 195-863 (222 amino acids)
Biological process (GO): defense response to fungus
Source: RefSeq, a predicted model, not a curated record